AUGACGGAUUUGCCGGGGUGUCCGGCGUGUGCGCGCGCGGCUGCCAAGCCCUCCCCCUGGGACCCUCAGGUCCCCUACGCGGUCUCCUGGGCCAAGCUCACAGACGGGGGAGCAGAGAGGGUGGAGGUGACCCAGGAAGACCUGCAGUCCCCUCAGCAGAGGAACUCUUCAGAGGCCCCCAGGGAAAGGCUCUACUCCCUGAGGAUCCAAAACACUACGAGCUGCAACUCGGGGACCUACAGGUGCACUCUGGUGGGUCCGGAAGGGCAGAGAAACCUGAGUGGCACCGUGACCCUCAGAGUGACAGGAUGCUCUAAGGGACACAGAGGGGAGACUUUUAAGAACUACAGAGCUGAGAUUGUCCUGCUGUUGGCUCUGGUCAUUUUCUAUGUAACACUCAUCAUUUUCACUUGUAAGUUUGCACGACAGCAGAGUAUAUUUCCAGACUUUUCUAAACCUGCCCUGGUACAUGCUUUCCUCCCAGUCGCCUCCCCAAAUAAGCAUCUGGAACCAGUGACUCUUCACAAGACAGAACUGGUGUGAGCAGGGUUUCUGCACCUUUUUUCAGAGGUUGAAGGCUCCGUGGUGUGCGUGCACAUCACCCUGGACAGGAGAAGCAUGAGCCCCACGUGAAGACAACAUCCUUUCUGUGAAGCCCUUCGCUUGACUGAAGCAUCCCAAAGUGGAUCCCACCCCACUGUCUGUGAGCAGGGCUUUGAAAUUUAUGAUGUGACCACCACGCAUGGAGCCACCUGCAGGGUGCUUUCCAGUGUUGCUGCUUCACGACCUUCUUAGCGUUUUACUCAGCUAUCUGGUCAACCUCUCGGACGGGGUUUUGUUUUUUUUUUUUUCAGUCCUAGAGAAGCUGUGGUGAGAUGCAGUUGGAAAAGGACCUUGGGAAAUACGAGUGCCUGGAGCUAGUCCUGUGUAGACUCUUGAGGACAGCUGUCCUCUUCCACAUCUGGAGCACAUCUCUGAAUGUGCUGUUUUCUUGUCUGAGCCCAGAUGUUUUAUAUCUGGGUGAAAUUGACAGGCCAAGCUGUGAGACAGGGGGAAAUAUUUAGCAGCUAAUUUCCCACCGUGAAGGCCCUUCUAUUACCAGGGGGUAGGAUGUGUACAUAGAAAUAGCAGGUCGGUGAACUGCCCCCAACUGGGCCUUUUUAAUCUAGGAAAGACAUCCAUAAAGAGGCAAGAGCGAAGAGUGCCACGUUUAUUUUUAUUAACUCAUCUGUGUAUUCUUGUCAAAAAAGGGAUUUGUGGUUUUCCUCCUUUUGAAAUCCGUAUCUUCAGUUCAAUGUCGUUGUAACUGACAAGCAGCGUGCUUAUGGAGGGUGAGAAGAAAUCAGAGAUGGUGAGAGUAGGAGAGAGCACCAUGGAGGCACCUGGUAGAAAAUGCUGGACCAAUCAUGCAACCUGGGUGCUGGCGCCAGUUGUCCCCCUGUCUAGCUGUCUGAUCCUGGACAAGAUCCCCAUGGUUUCUGCUUUUUCUGUUGUAAACCAAAAGGUGGUCAUAUGUGUUGAUUGAAAAAAAAUGUAUGUGAAAAUGCUUUGAAAGAGUAUAAAGCACUAUCCAGAUUCCAGA
Molecule: messenger RNA, 1582 nt
Organism: Odocoileus virginianus texanus
Lineage: Eukaryota; Metazoa; Chordata; Mammalia; Artiodactyla; Cervidae
Source: RefSeq, a predicted model, not a curated record